This is a messenger RNA of Caenorhabditis auriculariae, 991 nucleotides long. NCBI's taxonomy places the organism in Eukaryota, Metazoa, Nematoda, Chromadorea, Rhabditida, Rhabditidae. The record is from the annotation of a GenBank genome assembly.
AUGUCUAAACUAGCCAUUUGCUCUACAGUUAUUUCAUUUUUCCUCAUUUUCUCUUCCCUUGUUACUAUCGUUGCUGUCGUCAUUGACAUCGACCAUUUCUAUCGUAAUCUUAUCGACGACUUCAAAGAGUUUGACGUAAGCGACGCUAGUUUUCCGAACCGUUUCAGGGAAAAAGUUUUUGUAGAGAUUUGCAAAUGAAGCCUGGGACGAGAUGAACGUGAUGAUCGUCAAAGAAAUGUCUCUCAGGAAAACUCGAGAAGCGAAGAAGGAAUGUCCAUGUGCAAAGAAAAAUCCUUGUCCGAAGGGUCCUCCCGGACCGGCUGGUGAGUUUCAAGAUUUGAGUGACAACAAAAACAAGAUUACAGGGGAGCCAGGAGCUCCGGGAGAUCAAGGAAAACCCGGUAUGCAAGGAAUCAAAGGACACGACUUUCCGCUGUUUCGACCACGAAGUUUUCUACCAUAACCAUCGACAACGGCGCUGCAUCCCAUGUCCAGCUGGGCCACCUGGUGAGAGAGGAAGCGACGGCGUUGCUGGGCCUCAAGGGCCUCCAGGUCUUCCUGGCAAAUCGAACCAUACUGUCGGCCGUCGUGGCUUGCCUGGACCUCCUGGAGAGGAUGGUGACGCCGGAGAUCAAGGCGAAAAAGGAGCUCCUGGAGCACCGGGAACUCCAGGCACUGGAGCAGUACAAGAAGUCGGAGCACCUGGAGCGCCAGGUGCUCCUGGAGCUCAAGGAUCACGGGGAGCUGCUGGAAAACCUGGCAAACCAGGAGCACCGGGCAAGCCUGGAUCGUUUGGAAUUCAUGGAACCGAAGGACGUCCAGGCCAAAAAGGAUCAGUUGGAGAGCCAGGUUUGCUCACGAAUCAGUUUUUUCAGAAGACAACACUCAACUUCAGGCUCUCCGGGUAUUAUCGGACCUCCUGGAUCAGACGGCGCGUAUUGCAGUUGUCCAGAUAGAAAUAGCAAAAUAUUAUAAUUUGAUGGUUAAUUAA